Messenger RNA from Thecamonas trahens ATCC 50062, 3316 nucleotides. RefSeq lists its product as uncharacterized. Gene Ontology annotation, biological process: malate metabolic process; tricarboxylic acid cycle; fumarate metabolic process. Lineage: Eukaryota; Apusomonadida; Apusomonadidae. Gene Ontology annotation, cellular component: tricarboxylic acid cycle heteromeric enzyme complex; mitochondrion. The coding region runs from base 41 to 3316 and encodes 1091 amino acids. The transcript has 2 exons. The record is from RefSeq and is a predicted model, not a curated record. Gene Ontology annotation, molecular function: fumarate hydratase activity.
GUUUCAGUCGUCCGCCUCGACCGUAGCCCUGGCUAUUGCCAUGGCCAUGGCUAUUGUCCUCGCCAUGGCGCCUGCUCUAGCAGCUGCUGACCGUGGCUACCCGUUUGGCUCUGAGACGACCGGCCUCCCGCCGUCGGUCAAGAUCCUGACCUGGCCGCUGGCGGUAGACGAUCUGCCGCUGGCCAACGCAUCUGCGCCGUGGGCAGACAAUCCGCGGGCAUGGUGGGCGCCCGAGCUGGCCGAUGUGCUGAGUGAAGACGAUGCGGAGUUUGCUCAUCAUCCGCUUUGCGCGCCCUGGCCCGGAGGCGCACGACCCGACGCUGCCGCCAUUGCUACCAAGCUCUCCGAUCUCGUCCUCGCCCUGGCAGAGCCAAUCAUCGUCCGCGGGCACCCGCUUAUGGAGGCCGAUUGGUCAGCGCCGCGCGAGUGGAGUCCUGAGACCAUCGCCCGCCUCAUUCCGGAGCUGCCGCAGGUUUACGACAAGGCGGACUCGUCCGUCUUCCUCUACCGCAACGGCGACAAGCCGCUGCUCGGCUCGCCGCACUGGCGUACCUCGAUCGCCACUGUGCAAAACUUUCUCUUUCCCGCCGCCGAGCUGGUGGCCCAGAUGCGCGCCGAAGAGGCCGGCAGCCCGCUUCCGGGCGCGCCGCACCGCUUCUUCUCCGGCCCGCUCCAGCUUGACCCGGACGUGGCCUUUGCCGGCGGCUCGCUCGACUCGGCCACCGUCACCUAUGUCAAGGGCCUUAUUGACGCCAUUACCCCAUACUAUGACGUCCUCGGCUCGGCACCGGUCUCGCCGGGCCUUUGCGAGGGCGACCGCGAGAUCUCGGCUAACCUCUGGAUGGGCACCGCCAACGUGACCUCGCACGGCCACUACGACGGCUCAACCAACAUCUACGCCCAGAUGUACGGCCGCAAGACCUUUUACCUUGCUCCGCCCACCGCCGACUUUCCACUCUUCCCGCGCCUUCACGAGUCGUAUCGCUCCAUCUCCGACGAGGAGCUGCCGGCCUCGGCCUUUACCUUCCGCGCCCCGCUCGAACCGGGCGAUCUGCUCCUCAUGCCGGCGUACUGGUUCCACCACGUCGUCGCCGACACUCCGUCAAUCUCGGUCAACUUUUGGUGCAACUCAUGGGCCAUGCAGCUGAUGUGGAUCUCCCGCCGAUUACCACUCCCGCUCGAGAUGGAGUGGCUCGAUUCGGUCGAGGCCCGCGUCGUUCUUGCCUCGCUCUACUCGGCCAUUCACGCCGGCCUCUACACCGGUGACCCUGCAUCCGCUGCCUCGCUCCUUGCCUCGCUCUACCCCUCCCGCUACGCCGCGCUUUUUGACUCUUCGCCCAAGCACGCCGGCGUCAAGCGCGUGUGCAGCGAGGCUUCAUCAACAACCGCCGCCAUGCUCGCCGCCCCGGGGAUCGAGCGGCUCAUCGAGCUCGCCGUCCUCCCCACAGACCUCGACGCGCGCCACGAGCUAGAGUCUCUCUUUGCCGCCUGGGUCGACGCCGCGCUGGCGCCGCUUGGUCUCACCCGCCCGCGAGACCUCACCUACGCCAAGUGGCACCCGCGCCUCAUCCAGACUGCCGCUAUCGCUCGCCACAUCCUCCACGGCCCGCGCACAACCGCCGGCCGUGCUCACGAGAUCUUUUACUAUCCUGACCCGGAAACGUCGGAAAUCGAGUACCUGGCCAAAGACGACAUCCUCCGCGCGCUGCCGCCCGCGUCUGCCGCCUCGCCGGCUGCUCGCGCCAUCGCCGACCGUGACGUCCUCAACUCGAUCGAGGAGAUUGCCUACGCCAUCGUCGUCCCCGACGCCGACCCGCACGUCCUCGGCCGCACCGUGCCCUCGUUCUUUGGAAGCCUGCCCGUGGCGUCGACCAAGCCGCUGCCAGGGACCGAGGCCGAGGCUGGGUCGGGAGCUGUUCGUGUGGAGACGGACUCGCUGGGAGAGGUCAAAGUGCCGUCGUGGGCAUACUGGGGCGCACAGACUCAGCGGUCGCUGGGCAACUUUGACAUCGAUCUUCCGCGCCAUGCCAUGCCGUUUGAGCUUGUUCAGGGCCUGGCAUUUGUGAAGAAGGCUGCCGCGAGGGUUCACGCCCGCCACGGCAGGCUGAGCGAGGAGGUGGGCAAGGCCAUCGAGGCUGCUGCUGACGAGAUCAUCGAUGGCACGCUCGCCGACCACUUUCCGCUGGCCAUCUUCCAGACGGGCUCUGGCACUCAGUCGAACAUGAACGUCAACGAGGUCAUCUCCAAUCGCGCCAUCGAGAUCCUCGGCGGCGAGCGCGGCUCCAAGACGCCGGUCCACCCCAACGACCACGUCAACAAGGCGCAGUCGUCCAACGACUCGUUCCCCACCGCCAUGCACGUUGCUGCCGCCCGCGCCCUCGACGCAAAGCUCCUGCCGGCUCUCGAGAAGCUAGCUGCCGAGCUCGAGGCCAAGGCCGAGGCCUGGAGCAACAUUGUCAAGAUCGGGCGGACCCACACCAUGGAUGCCACGCCUCUGACACUGGGGCAGGAGUUUUCGGGCUACGCCGUCCAGGUCCGCAACGCGAUUGCCCGAGUCACCGUCGCCAUGCACCCGCGGCUGAUGUACCUGGCGCAGGGCGGGACGGCGGUCGGAACCGGGCUCAACACCACCGAGGGCUUUGACGUCGAAGUUGCUGCCGAGAUUGCCGAGCUCACGGGGCUCCCGUUCCAGACCGCGCCGAACAAGUUCGAGGCUCUUGCCGCCCACGACGCCAUGGUUGAGGUCUCGGGUGCGCUCAACACGCUUGCCGUCUCGGCCAUGAAGAUCGGCAACGACAUCCGGUUCCUUGGCUCGGGCCCGCGGUGCGGCAUUGCCGAGCUCGUCAUCCCCAACAACGAGCCGGGCUCGUCUGUCAUGCCGGCCAAGGCCAACCCGACCCAGUGCGAGGCGCUGACCAUGGUGGCCGCCCAGGUGAUGGGCAAUCAUGUGGCGGUGACUGUCGGUGGCUCCAACGGCCACUUUGAGCUCAACGUCUUCAAGCCGCUCAUCGGUGCCAACGUGCUCUCGUCCAUCUGCCUCCUCGCCGACGUCAUCCGCUCGUUCACCGACAAGUGCCUCGUCGGUAUUGAGCCGAACCACGAGCGCCUCGCCCACAACGUCUCGCAGUCGCUGAUGCUUGUCACUGCUCUCAACAACCACAUUGGGUACGACAACGCCGGCAAGACGGCCAAGAAGGCUGCCGCCGACGGCAUCUCGCUUAAGGAAGCCGCCGUCGAGCUCGGCUACCUCACCGCCGACCAGUUUGACGCCUGGGUCAACCCGGUCCUGAUGACCAAGCCGACGCCGGCCGAGUAG